Molecule: messenger RNA, 3180 nt
Organism: Cuscuta campestris
Lineage: Eukaryota; Viridiplantae; Streptophyta; Magnoliopsida; Solanales; Convolvulaceae
Source: the annotation of a GenBank genome assembly
CGCCUACCUUUGUAUUUUUAACAAAUAAAACAUAUCGCAUAAAUUCUUACUUAAACGGCCUAAGCUAGCCCGAAACACACGAGCACGCUACGGGCCGGGUUCGAGCGUCAAUUAUUAAGCCCGCUAUAUGGAUGGAUCUGGUCUCAACGUGACUUCCCCAUUUUGAUGAGGAGGGAGGGAAGACGGUAUAAAUCUAGCAAAUUUAAAAUCGUUUAAUCUCUUACUGAAAAGAACAAUUUUGUAGCUUUGGCUUAACUGAAAAACCCUAGGUCAAUGGAGGAAGCAGCUAACGGAAGUGAGCCUUCAGCAUUGACGGAGAAGACGACGGAGGUGGAGAUAGACGAUGGUCCGGUCAUAGGUCCAGGGCCAGCUCCUCGUGCUCGGCCUAAGCGGCCUCUUCAAUUCGAGCAGGCAUAUCUUGAUUCUCUCCCUUCUGCAAACAUGUAUGAGAAAAGCUACAUGCACCGAGAUGUGGUCACACAUGUUGCUGUGUCCUCAGCAGAUUUUUUUGUCAGUGGGAGUGCUGAUGGCCACUUAAAGUUCUGGAAGAAAAAGCCUGCUGGUGUUGAGUUUGCGAAACACUUUAGGUCUCAUCUUGGUCCAAUUGAAGGCCUUGCUGUAAGCAUUGAUGGAAUGCUUUGUUGUACAAUAUCCAAUGACCGAGCUGUAAAGAUAUACGAUGUAGUCAACUAUGACAUGAUGGCCAUGAUACACCUUUCAUUUGUACCUAGUUCUGUUGAAUGGGUUUACAAACAAGGGGAUGCUAAAGCAAAGUUAGCUGUUAGUGAUUGUAAUUCCUCUUUUGUGCACAUAUAUGAUGCACGAGCUGGUUCCAAUGAACCUAUCCAAUCUAAAGAGAUACACUUGGCCCCAGUUAAAGUAAUGAAGUACAAUCACAUCUUUGAUACUGUGAUAUCAGCUGAUGAGAAGGGAAUCAUUGAAUACUGGAGUCCUACUACACUUCAGUUUCCUGAAGACGUCGUGAGCUUCAAAUUAAGAAGUGAUACCAAUCUUUUCGAAUUUGUGAAGUGCAAGACUACCAUAUCUUCCAUUGAGGUUAGCUCAGAUGGUAAGCAAUUUUCUAUUACUUCUCCUGAUCGUAGAAUCCGUGUGUUUUGGUUCAAAACUGGUAAAUUAAGGCGUGUUUAUGACGAAUCUCUCGAGGUGGCACAAGAUCUACAAAGAAGUGAUGUACCUUUGUACCGACUGGAUGCUAUUGAUUUUGGAAGAAGAAUGGCCAUAGAAAGAGAAAUUGAGAAAACUGAAAAUGUGCCACAACCCAAUGCUGUUUUUGAUGAAAGUUCAAAUUUUAUUAUUUAUGCAACACUCCUAGGGAUCAAAAUUGUGAACCUGCAUACCAACAAGGUUGCUCGAAUUCUUGGCAAGGUGGAGAGCAAUGAUAGAUUUUUAAGAAUUGCCUUGUAUCAAGGUGAUAGAAGUAACAAAAAAUUCCGAAAACUUCCUACAGCAGCAAAUGCUAAUGAAAGCAAGGAGCCUCUGAUGGAUCCUACUCUCAUCUGCUGUGCUUUCAAGAAACAUAGGAUUUAUUUGUUCAGUCGGAGAGAACCUGAAGAACCCGAUGAUGUAAAUAAAGGAAGAGACGUGUUCAAUGAAAAGCCUCCUCCCGAGGAACUUUUGGCUGUAUCAGAAACUGGAAAGACAGUCACAACUUCUCUUCCAGAUAAUGUGAUCUUGCACACUACGAUGGGUGACAUUCAUAUGAACCUAUACCCCGAAGAGUGUCCGAAGACAGUGCAGAACUUUACAACACACUGCAGGAAUGGGUAUUAUGACAAUCUGAUAUUUCAUCGGGUUAUCAGAAACUUUAUGAUACAGACAGGAGAUCCACUAGGAGAUGGCACUGGUGGGCAGUCAAUUUGGGGUAGGGAGUUUGAAGAUGAGCUUCAUAAAAGUUUGAGACAUGACAGGCCAUUCACGCUAUCAAUGGCUAAUGCUGGACCAAACACCAAUGGCUCUCAAUUUUUCAUCACCACCAUUGCCACCCCGUGGCUGGACAAUAAGCACACUGUUUUUGGCAGAGUUGUGAAAGGAAUGGACGUUGUUCAGGCAAUAGAGAAAGUGAAGGUGGACAAAAAUGACAAGCCAUAUCAAGACGUUAAGAUAUUAAAUGUGACCGUCCCAAAGUCCUAAAAGUAGUUUUGAACGACGUGUUUUUUGGGGGUGUGACAUUUUGUAUAUCUCCUCCCCAUAUCCUAGACCUAGUUGUCCUUGCAGAAGUGAGCACGGUGCACUUGCACGGGUACCAAGUAAGAACUGCAACCUGUACUUUGUUACAAAGACUCGGCUGUGCAUGAUUUGUGACGAAGCUGAGAACUCGGAAGCAGACUAACAUGAUCCAAAUUAAGUGUGUACUAUUAUUUUUAUCUUUUGUGUUAUGUUUUUUUUCUUUUACACUCUCAUUUUCAUAAAUUUUGUGUACAAAGUGAAACUGGUAAACUACAUAUGGACCAAUGGAGCAACUGUUUUUUUUUCUUUUUGCUGUAAACUGGAGAGUGUUAAAUAUGGUAGAUAUAUUACUUAUAUUAUUUAGAAUAUUUGUUUCUUUAUUUACCUUGACUUUACCUCAUUACAUACAUGUAUAAAUACACCAACCUAUGAUGAAUAAAGGACUGAGUUUACAACAUCUUCAUUGUUUUUCAAGAACGAAAUAUGUAAUUUUUAUAAACACUUUCAUAAAAUAUAAUUGUAUUAUACUCCUUCCAUUCAAAUACUCCCUCCGUCCAUAAAAGAACUUCCCGGUUUGACCGGGCACGCAUAUUAAGAAAAAGUGUAAAUGUGAUUGACUUUCCCAAAACACCCCUCAACCUCUUUCUCUUCUCUUCCGUACUCCAGCACACUUCUCUCCCAGUCUCCGUAGGUCUCUGUUUUUGGUAGACAAAUCGAUUUAGCCCCCCACCAAAGAGCAUCCAUAGGCGAGGCAAGGUGUAAGCCGCCGACAAGCUUGUAGCGAUCGGCAAGGAAAGAUACGGCAAUCGCGAUCCAAAAUAAGGCAGCAACGAUCGGACGACGCAAACAAAGCAGCGGCAAAAUUGAUAUUUACAAUAAUUAACGGUAGAUCUGCGCAAUCCGACUGCCGUCUUGCUACUCCAAUGGUACUUCUGACCGCCGCCUCACUGUUACAUGUGUCACCAACUGCUGCUAUAAAUUUGAAUUAACAAA